AUGACUGAAGCCGUCAAAUGCCCCGUCACCAUUGCCAUCCGUCGACCAAGCAAAACCCCAGCUGUCUUUGUGGCCACCUGCUUUACCGAGCCGGCAUGGGAACCCGUGGAGCUCACGCCUGAGCUUGUAAGCUCGAAAGACGCAUCGACUACUGAAGAUAGCUCUACGCAAGUCGAGGAGUACGAGUUUUCAAAGCAGUUUGAGCUCCCGGAGGGCAGGUUCGAGUAUAAGUUCCGUCUUGAUACGGAUGAGGGCACCUGGUUCUGUGAUGAGAACGUCGAGAAAGUGGUUAACGACGAUGGCAUUUGCAACAAUAUCCUUGUUGUAAAACACACUACUCCCGCCUCCACGACCGAAGACUCCCAAACUACCAACGGCACCUCCAAUGACACCAAGUUGGAGGAGCCUGUCAAAGAAGGAGAGGAUAAGGAGGAAAAAGUCAAAACUGUGGAAGAUGCACCGGUAGCCGCCGCUGUUGCCGACAAGUCUGACGAUAAAGAAACUCCUAUCGAGGUGGUGGAAAAAACUGCUCCAGAAGAGGAGAAAAAGCCUGACAACCCUGACGAUUCUGUGGAAUGUCCCGAAGCCUCAGUAUCAAAAGAAAACACCUCCGAGGAAAAGGGUGACCAGACAGUGACCAAGGAGGAUGAAACUGUGGCAGUUGAUACCGUUAAGACGGAACAGGAGCAAUCUUCUGCUAAGCCUGAGGAUGCAGUGCCUGAGUCUACAACCAAGGAGCUCCCAGAAGAGCCCAAGGAACCAGAGCCACAAGUAGAAGCUUCUAAUAUCAGUCCAGAAGCAAAGGAGGAGAAGCUCGCUGAGAAAGCCGAAGCAAUCGAAACAACUGGCCCAAUUGAAUCUUCUAAGGAAGACACCACUGAUAAUGUUGAAACACCCCUUGUCACUGAGUCAGAACCCACCACUGAGGAUCCCAAGAAAGGAUCGAGACAGAGAGUGCCCCCAAAGAUGAAGUUGCGCCUGAGGCUCCAGCUACCGAGGCAGCUGAAGGAGCCAACCAAAGAGGAGCCAACCAAAGAGGAGCCAACCAAAGAGGAAUCCUCACCAGAGGCUCCCAAGGAAGAAGCUACCCCUACUCCUGCCGAAGAGCCGGUUAUUGAGAAGCCAGACGCCUUAGCUGAAGAACCAACUGUUUCUGAGGAGAAAGCCAAGGACGAACCAGCGACUGAGCCAGAGGAACCUUCGGUGAAGGCCAAAGAAGCUCCUUCAGAGGAGGUAGCUGAAGUUACUUCAGCACCUAAGGUUGAAGAAGAAGAAGCAGCCCCAGAGACUGUAGAGGAAGAUUCCCUUGUUACCAAAGAAGAACCGGUUUCCGCUGAGGCAGAGAACGUGGAGUUACCUCAAGAAGAAAAAGUUUCAGAUAAUGCCGCAGAUCCUGUUGCCACAGAAGACAAAAUCAAGGAAGAAUCGAUAGCUGAGCCUGAACCAGUUCAGGAAGCUGUGAAAGAGGAAUCUCCUGCUGACGCUGAAAUAGGCGCCGUACCCGAGGCAAAGGCUCCUGCUGAUGAGCCCAAUGAACCCGUGGUAACUGAGGAGGUUGCCAGUAAAGAUGUUUCCCCCGAUGACGUCCCUGAACCAGCCCCCGAAAAGCCUGCGGUUGCUUCUACCGAAGAGCCAGAACCUACUUCUGAAGAGGCAAAAACAGUUGCCCCAGAGCCAGAAGCACCGGCCUUGGUUGAGUCAAAAGACGUUGCAGGUGCAACCGAAAGCUCGACAGUUAACGAACCCGAGGCACAGGAAGCACCUGUAACUGCUGAAGCUGACGUGACUCCCGCUGCCGCCGAAGAAACCAUCUCCGCUAAAGAUGAUGAUCUACCUUCCACAGAGGAGCUGGAGCCGGAGAAAGCUGUUGAAGCUCCAAAAGACGAGGCAGUACCGGAUGCGCCGAAAGAAGAAACUACUAUCGAGAAGAGCGAAGAUACCACUGAAGAUGCGAACAAAGAUGUCGUCCUUCCAGCUCCAACAUCCGAGGAAACCAAGGAUGAAGCUACCGGAAAGGAGACUGAACCUACUCCAGAGGCUGUAGCUACUGACACGGCUGAGGAUGUUGCCAAGGUUGUUGAUGAACCCAGUAAGGAAGUCGAUGCUGCUGACAAGGAACCUGAGAAGGAUGCCUUGAAGCCAUCAGAGGCCUUGAAGCCAACCGAGGCUGAUGUCCCAGUGGAGGAGGAGCCCGAAACUGAGAAGAAGGUAGUGGAAGAUUCGGCCCCGGAGGCGCCCAAAGACGAACUCAAGGAGGAGUCCCAGGAACCUAUCCCAGAACCGGCCUCUGAAGUGGCUGUUGCAGUUGACGAGGCUCCAGGAAAAGAAAACCCUGAUGCUUCCAUCGAGGAGGUAAAGGAGUCGCCUGCUGAUACUUCUGCGCCAGCUGAUUCCACAGGUCCAGCGGUCGAGAGCGAAGAUACUGCCUCAGAGAGCAAGGGCACCCCUGAGCAACAGUCUGAAGUCAAGGAGGAUUCCCAGCCCGCUGAAGAGGCUCCUUCCAAGACGGAGGAGGAUGUGACUAAAGAGACCACCGAGGUACCUGUUGUUGCUAACCUCGCAGGUAUCGAAUCGCUUGAGAAUGUCAAGUCCCAAGCUGACCCGGAGCCUUCAGAAGAGGUGGCAGGCGAAAUACCUCAGGAUAGUACUCCUGCUCCGGAGCCCCCGGUAGAAAGUGAUGCUCCAGUCUCUAAAGAGUUGAAUGAGCCUGCUGUCGAGGAGCCCACACCCGUGGCCAAAGCAUCGGAGAUGACUACCCAGAAGGACUCUGAAGGUGGCGAUUCCAAAGAAGCGGUAAACACCAGUGCCCCAGAAAAGGAGGCUGAAACUACCUGCGAACAACCGGAGAAGCUGGAGGAACAAAAGGUUACCGAGCCAGAGCCUGCCGCUACCAGUGACGAGGCGCCGAUUCCCACUCCCACCGAAACUGAGAAUAAGGACGCCGAUCUUCCCAGCAAGGAUGAAGUGAUUGUUGCUGCCGAAUCAUCGACGAGUCAAGUAGUGGACGAGCCUUCUGACAAGCCGGCUGCUGUAGUUUCGGAAGGGCCUGGAGAGCCCGAUGUUAGCCAAGAAUCUGAGGAAGUUCAUGCUGAGCCUGCCGUUGUCCAGGACGAUAGCAAAGAAGUCAAUGCUCAAUCUCAAGGUGAAACAGCUGCUGUAGAUGCACCAAUUGAUGUGUCUGAAGAGAAAAAGCAAGACACCGAAGCUGCUGACGCCGCUGUCAAUGUUGAAGAGCCCCCUAAGGAAAUUCAGGAUGACGUCACUGCACCCGAGGAAGAACUUAAAUCCGAACUGGAAAAGAGCUCGGACCAUGUUGCCAAAGUUGACGACAAGCAAGCGGAGGAAGUCGUUGAAGAGGCACCCGUUGCUGUGGAAGCAGUAGCUGAGGCGGAGCCCGCGCCAGAAACUCAAGAUGCUGUUGCAGUUGCAACAGAGCCAGCUGCGGACGAGACCCCUGCGCUGGAACCCGAGACUACUGGGGACGAAGCUUCUAAGCCCGAGACUAUUGAGGAGGCUACCACUGAAGUGAAGGAAGCCUUACCAGAGUCUACUGAAGCUGCUGUUGCUCCACAGGAAGCUGAACAACCCGAAUCUUCUACUUUGGCUGUUACAGAUACCCCUGCUAUCUCCCCAGAGGUUUCUAAAGAUACCGAGGAACAUAACAGCACCCCAACUGGUGAGGAGGCUACCGAUAUACCUGCAUCAACUGAGGUUGUAACAGAUGAUCACAAAGAACAGACAACUUUGCCCGAAAGUGUGCCCGAGCCUACUGCUGAUGCGGUAGAGGGAUCCACCGACAAGGCAGCACAAUCUGUUACUAACAAUGAAUCUGAAGUGACUACCGAUAAGAGCGAGGUCACUAAGGAAGUUGAACAGCCUACUGAAACCACAACUCAAAUAGGUGAAAGUGAACCUAAAACAGACUUGCCUAAUGUUUCAGCAGAGUCUAUCCAGGAAGCUGGUUUACAAGGGAAGCUUCAAUCAACUGAAGAUACACCCGACUUUGUGACGGAUAAUGAUAAGGCUGAAACGGAUCAGGACAAAGAACCUGCCGUCAACAAGAGUGAAGAGCACGAGGAUACCCCUAAAACUAAUGGUGGUACAAUAGCUGCUGUUCUCGGAGCUGCUGCUGUGAUUCCCGGAGCCGCUUUCUUAGCGAAGAAAGCCCUUGAAUCCAGAGAAACUACUGACAAGAAAUCUACUUCUGACGAUACUGCUAGCGCUACUGAACAGCUUGUCACGAAGAAAGACGUUGCUGAUAACUCAGAACAUGUCAACGGUGUCACUGUCCAGGAUACAUCCAAGCCCGUCGCAAGUGGCGAGUCCUCCAAGGAUACUAAAACCGAUCCUGUGCUAGAAGAGCCUGCUACCACCGAACCUACCUCUAAAGCAGACACAAUAGAAGAAAGUGACAAGGGUGUUUCAGUAGAGAAUACAUCUGGCCCGGAAUCACAAGUCAAGGAAUCUGCUGGGAAAGAUGAUACGCAAGCGACUGUCAAUGGUAAAACUGUUACCGACGAGGAAUCCAACAAGGCUACACCUGAGGCCUCCAAACCCGCAGGGGAGCCAAGUUCUAGCGCCACUGCUGCUGCUGACGCCGACGCUUCCGCUGUUGUGGCCACGACCAACGGAACCAAAACCAACGGAACCAAAACCAACGGCACGAAAACCAACGGUACUUCGGAAGAGACUCGUCCUCAAACUGGCAAUAAAUCUGUUAGUUCAUUCACAGCCCAGCGCAGGGACAACUUCCUCAAAGCUUUAUGGCGUGCUAUUUUCGUCAACUUUUUUGGAAGCCUCUUUGGAUUCCGUCGCCGUGACACCACCGUUUAA
This is a messenger RNA of Nannizzia gypsea CBS 118893, 4833 nucleotides long. Its product is annotated as PT repeat family protein. Lineage: Eukaryota; Fungi; Ascomycota; Eurotiomycetes; Onygenales; Arthrodermataceae. Bases 1 to 4833 code for a protein of 1610 amino acids. The record is from RefSeq and is a predicted model, not a curated record. The transcript has 3 exons.